GUUGAUCAUAGUUUGAUCAACUACGUGGUGUUAGUACAUUGAUUUCUAUUAUUACAACAUUGUAUUAGACAUUAGUACACAACUACUCUUCUGAACAGUAUAUCAUUACUACUUAUCAAAGCUACCAGUGUUGUAAUACAAUAGUGCUGAUACAAUGACAAAAACGGAUGUUAAUGUUGUGAUGAGUGACUUGAUAUUGGACCAGUAGUGGUGUCGUGAGUGUGUGUGCGUGCGUGUGUGGUGCAAGAUGGCGGAGGCGAAGGAGUACCGCUUCUUCCGCAGCUUUAGCGCCAAGGUGGAGUCCGGGUGGCCCAUGCGGAAAGCCGAGCAGUUUUGGCGGAGGCUGCGGGAGCGCAAAAUUGCUGAAAUCGAGGCAUCAGAAGCUUGCAAGUGGCUUAGGGCAGCAGGAUUCCCGCAGUAUGCACAAAUGUAUGAAGACCUGCAGUUUCCGAUCGAUGUCAGCGGCGUGCAGAAGGACCACCCGUUUCUGGAGCCAGACUCGCUGCAGUCGCUCUUCAGGCGGCUGCACGCACUCAACAGGUGUGCCAACAUGAAGGUCGACAACCUACCAAAAACCACCGGUGAUGACUCGGAUGAGGACGACCAAUGUGCGCUGAGCGAAAACUGGACAUUCCAGCCGGAGCUGCGCCGCUGGUCACGAGUUUGCGAAGUCACUGCGCACCGACUGCAAGCACUGCAAGGUGUAGCAGCUCAACAGGGCGGCACCCAGUCGUCACCCGGGCCACACGACAACGGAAGCGGCGGUGGAAGUCCGGUCGUGAUCCGCUACGGCAGUCUGCCGCCAGGGGCGCUCACCACCGACAGCGAACUGCUAGCGUCGCGCUUCCGACGCUCGGGCAGCGAACGACUCAGGGACGGCGCCAAGGCCUUCCUGCGACGCGUCGAGAGUCUCAAGUCGCGACGUCGUAAACGACACAAUCGCGAGGGUGUUGUCAUUUCGGGCCCGCAGUUGCUGGACGUAGCGUCGAUGCAACAGCGCAUGAAAGACAUGAACUGCAUCGACGUGUCGCCGCCAGAGUCGCCCUCCACAUACGCGUGUGAGGAGAAGAGGCCAUUCCGCCGACUGCUCUCUCUGUCGCGGCCCGACUGUGACUCGGGGGCGCUCUCCGACUCUGAGUUGUCCUGGCGACAGCAUUACCUCAAGGACGCCAAUAGUAAUCACACCAAGGUUGUUGAGUUGGUAGAUGUAAAUAGUAGUAAAGAAGGCGGCAGCAGUAGUGGGAGUAGCACGGGGGGAACGGCCAGAAGGGCGGUGUCGAGGAGGGGAAGCUGCACCAGUUCCAGUCUCGAGGGAACACCAGUUAGGUCCAAACAAAGUGAUUCAAAACUAAAAGAUGUUGAAAUGGAAAGUGCCGAAUCUAAUAGUAAUGUAGCUGAUAGUGAUUCGGAAACACCACCUAGAAAUAAGUCAGUAGUCAGAUGGCACAGCUUCCAACGCGGCUCGGUGCGCCCGGACUCCUGUUCUGGCCGCUCUAUCAGUUCGCUGUCCUGUGGUCAGAUGCUGGUCAUGCGCAAACUGGCCCUGCUCAAGCUCACCGCCAUCAUGGAGCGCUAUUGCCCCACGCACCGCACCGGAUGGAACUGGGAACUGCCCAAGUUCAUCAGGAAGAUCAAGACGCCCGAUUACAAAGACAAGACAGUGUUCGGCGUGCCGCUGGUAGUAUCGUUGCAACGCAGUGGCUACGCUCUGCCUCUGUGCAUCCAGAACGCACUGUCAUGGCUGCGAGCGAACGCUCUCGACCAGGUUGGUCUGUUUCGCAAGCCGGGCGUGCGUUCGCGCAUCCAGCGACUCAAAACGCUCGCCGAAACGCAGGCCGACGAACUCACCUACGACUCGCAGCAGGCGUUCGAUGUCGCCGAUAUGGUCAAGCAGUAUUUCCGCGAGUUGCCUGAGGUUCUCUUGACCAAUAAGCUGUCGGAGACGUUUGUCGCGAUCUAUCAACACGUACCAGUAGGCCAACGCAUGGAAGCCGUGCAGUGCGCGCUGUUGCUUCUACCCGACGAACAUCGCGAGGCCUUGCUGACGUUGCUAGAAUUCUUGCAGACGGUCGCACAUCACGCGCCGACCAAUCAGAUGAACGCCAGCAACCUGGCUCUCUGUCUCGCCCCCUCUCUCUUCCACUGGCAGCCCACCCCUUCUCCCACCCGUAGUUCGUCGGUCAGUCCGCGCAGGCGCAGUAACAAGAACCUCGGCAUCCCAGACGCCAGGGAGUUGGGACAGAAUAAGGCCGCGCAUGACUGUCUGCUGUCCCUCAUCAAGCAUCAUAAGCAGUUGUUUAUGGUGUGCGAGGAAAUGUUGAGCCAGUGCAGAUUCAGCUACAUGGAGGAGAGCAUCCCGGUGGCGCUGGAGGAGCUGGGUGCUGAGAUGCAGCAGGACUGGCGUGGUUACAUGCAGGCCUGCACCACUGCUCUACUCAAAGAAGCCCGAGACAAGAGCCGCGGCUGGGUGACAGUGUCGAACGGCCUGGAGGUGGAGAUGGCCUACAAGAAGGUGGGCGACGGCCACCCUCUGCGCCUGUGGCGCGUGAGCACCGAAGUGGAGGCGCCACCCACAGAGCUGCUGCACCGCGUGCUCAGGGAGCGCCACCUCUGGGACUCCAGUCUGCUCAAGUGGCGCCAGGUCGCCAAGCUGGAGGCACAGGCCGAGGUCUUCCAUUACAUCACCGCCAGUAUGCCGCCGCUGCCCGCCAAGGAUUACUGUGUGCUAAGAACGUGGAGGACAGAGCUGGGCAAAGGAGCGUGUGUGAUAGUUGAGACAUCGGUGGAGCACGCGGACAGCAGCAACCUGGGCAGUGGCAUCAGGGGAAUUGUGCUCGCCUCAAGGUAUCUCAUCGAGCCCUGCGGUUCGGGUCGAUCUCGCAUCAUGCAUCUGUCCAGGGUCGACACCAAAGGCCGAACACCCGAGUGGUACAAUAAGAGCUAUGGUCACAUCUGCGCUCUACACCUGGCCAGGAUACGGCGCUCGUUCAAGCACACCGCUGAAGGCCCCGAGAGCAAGGUCUGACUACCGAUGAACGUUUUCCUGGUUGGAGCACUUUAAAAUGAUCCACUCAGCGUUCACUCAACCAGGAUCUGCAACAAAACGUUGCAAAUCAAUUCAUAAAUCAGGUUCAAAAAUGACGAGGAUGAAGUAUCAUCAUAUUGAAAUAUCAAGAUACAGCAUUUUAUUGAAACCCGACCAGGAUUUGCUAAUACAAGUUGUUAACUAACGAGUAAAUCAGGCGAUUGAUAGGUGGCGAGAAUGAAAUAUUCAUCAGCAUUUCUCAGAAGUUUCUCGAACUCUGACCAGGAUAAAAGUCGAAAACUAACUGUUACGCCGGAUUUAUUAAGGUAAUGCUGGGAAUGGAGUAUAUUCAUUCAGACUCAACAUGCUGUAGUGAAAAUGUAGUAUCCUCUUAGACAUAACAUCUGCGUUGUAAACUCGUUGGAGUAACUCUGAAUUAGAAAUUGAUCAAUAUUUAUUUUGAUAUUUCUAGAAUGUUUCUAGUGUGAACAAUCGAUAAAAAGGUCUUCUUCUUUUUUACAUUCAAGGUUUAGGCUUUAAUGCCUGUUCUGACUCACAAAAGCUUGUAAUAAGAUAGAUAAAAAGCUAGUAAAAAGGUUCCGAACAUAAUAAUCAAAGAGGAAAAGUCACAUUCAGCUUAUUCUGAACCAAUAUGGAGAGUGAUUAAAAACUCAAAUUCGUCGACAUGUGAUGAUUAGUAAAGUUAUGGAAGUGCUCAAGUUGUAAUGAUUUUAAAGCAACCCAGUAGAGUCUUAGAACACUGAUUGAGUUUUGAAAGCACCGAUUGAUUGAUAAUUGAUUGAUGUUGAUCAAAUUUGAAACUUCUAGUGCUUAAUAAACAAGUUUGUUCAAAGAUAGGGAACUGAGCAGUGCAUGGAAGGAUGACAAUAAUCAUUAAGUCAAUAUUGUUGAUUGACAGCAGUAACGCUAUCCUUUUUGUGAAACUAGGAAAGAUGAUGUUGGAGUUAAUUAAAUAGCUUCUAAUAAUUAUUUGGUAUUUGAUUUCUGAUCAGAAUAUUUGUAUAAAAAAGUUUUAUUAAUAAUACGAAUUCAAAAAUGUAGUAACAAACCAACAUCAAAUUAAUCGAACAAGGAGGUCGGUCAAGGUCAGGUCGAACAAGGAGGUCGGGCAAGGUCAGGUCGAACAAGGAGGUUGGAAGUUUCUAGAAAUUUAUAGAUUAUUGAUUAAAUUAGAAUGUGAAAGAAAUUUCAACUCCCGAUCGAGAACUUAGUCUAAUGUUUCAAGUCUACACACAUCACUAAUGAUUUAGUAAUAAUCACUAAUGGUGUAAAUAAUAUGAUGUGUUGAAUUGGUAAACAUUUCUGAGAUCAGUGGAAUCCUCCCUUGUAGCUUACAUUAUUCUUAGCAAAAGCGUGAAUGAAAACUCUCUGUCAUUCCAAUAGCUAUUUUGUAUGAGUUGUUGUUCUCGAUAUUUUGUUUUUUGAAAAUCUUGAGUUUUGAAUUAAAUUUCCAAACAAAAACCACAUUGUCAUUCCAUUUUAAUAAACAGUUAGUUGGACCUUGCCGGGUACCGUAGUUUAAAUCUCAUCAAUGGAAACAAGUUUUUGAAAAACCUUAUUAGUUCUAGAAUUUUUGGUGGGAUUUGAACCACCAAAUAAUAAUAUUUGAUAAAACAUGUAGGUACGGUAUUAGAAAGUUUAGGCUUCUUUGAGAAUUCAUGUUGGAUUAUAGAAAAAAUGAAAUAUAUAACCUACUUGUUUCCAUUUGUAAUAUAGUAAAUUUUUAUUUUUAUUAUAUAAUACCGUGAAAUGAAAAAAUAAAUUUGAUUAGAUUUGAUAUUGUUUAUCAGGUACAGUUUUGUCAAAAUUUAUUGUUAUAUUCACAUUCAUUACGGUAUAUUGUCUAAACUUUUCGGAGCACUCUUUUUGUCAAUGUUCUGUAAAAACUACACAUCACUAGUGUUUGUGAUUUAUGUAUGAUAACUUCAUGUAAAUAAUUCUGUUUCGGAAUCCUGCAAAGUAUUGAAUCCUAUUUUGAGUUUAUAAAAAUAACAAUAAUUAGUAAAUACUCUUUGAAAACGUUUCAUGCAGGUUCUGGACCAAGUGGUUUCAAAUUAUAAUCAUUCAUGUACGUUGGUUGACUUGGAAGAAAUAUUUGAAAACAAUAUCACAUCAUGGAAAAAAAUAAUUGUAAAAUAAGAUAAGAUAAUAAUAUCCACUAUUCUGUUAUUAUAAGAGUAUUCAAGAUACAUCACAAUACAGAUUUCUAUAAGUUAGUGCGAGAAAUGUACUGUAAAUAAUGCAUUCGGAAACUCGUCAGUUUUGUAAAUAUUAUUUUUUUACUUCUGUGAAUAGAUGUCUACCCGUUAUUAAUGGAAAUACAGUAAAUAUUUUUAAACGAGCUAUUAGAAGAUUUAGUAUAAUUCCGUUUCAUACCAAAUGAUCGUAAUACCAUUGAAUAACCUAAUACGGUAAUAUAAAAAAUUGAUAAAAUAUACUCCAAUUGAUAAUUGAUUAAUAUUGAAACUCUAUUGAAAAUACCCAUAAACCGUGAAGACUCCAUCUUUUACAAUAUCUUGAAAAUUGUUAGAGUUUAUCAUACAUUUUAAAAGAUGAGAUUAUUGUUAAUUGUUGUUAUAUAGUUUUUUAAAAUAAAAAUAUGCAUAAAUAUUGUAUCUACAAACUUCUCCGUAGAUCACAUAGAAUAUUUAUAUUAUCAAACUUGUAAUGUUUUUGUGGAAUAUUACAUAAGAAUAAUAUAAAAUUUAUUGUUAGAUUGAAGGUUAAUAAUAAUAUUAUGUGAGUUUGCUACUUGGCUAUUUUUAUACUUGUUGGCUGUCUCUUUGAUGUACUGUAUUUAUAAUAAUUGGAAAAAAUUAAGCUGACAUAAUAAGAUAAUCUGUGAUAUAAGUUCUUAUAGUUUUUAAGUGGAAAAGUUUAUAAAUUAUGAAAUUAGAGAGAGCUAAGUGCUCUAAUUUGAAAAAUAUAAUAUUUCUAUUUUCAACGUCAAUAUCAACUACCCUGAAGUUUUUAAAAUUGGCAUUGUGAAUUAGACCAUGCAGGAAUAUUUAUUGAAAUACUCGUGUUCAAGAACUUCUGUUAUUCCAAUUUAAAAUUGACAAUUAACAAGGAUUCGUAGCAAUCUCUAUUCUUAUGUCCAAUUUGACCAACAUUUUAGAUUUUAUCAGAAUACUUUGAAUUUACGAACCCAUUACCAACUAGUCAUGUAUAUUAUUUAGAUAAUUCACUUAAUUUCAUAAUAAAUUUAUUCAAAUCGAAAAAUCCUCAGGGACAAGAUGAAAGAUCUUUAGCAAUGUUUAUUUUAGAAUUCUUGCAUAUAACUUUCAGAUACUUACAAGAUACUUCCAUAUACUUUCUAGAUAGAAAUUUAUUACAACCAGAUAAAGGUCACAUAAGAGAUAAAUUUUUGUUCUGUUUAUAAAAUUAUCCGUAUCCUCAGUGUCAUUUUCGAAAAAUUAACAUCAAUUUUUGAUUGAAGAAUAUAACAGUAAUAGUAUCAAUACUAAGUCUAUUACGUUGAAGUUAUGAAUUGAUUGAAGUUUUUUUACGAUCAGACUAAAAUUAAUAAAUCGGGGACCAAAUAGUAACUGAAAAUAUAAUCGAGUUUGCCCUUACCCAUCUGCAAUCAACAGGAAACAGGAUCAAUGUUAUAUGAGAUAUUUCUGAAAUAUUCUAAAACAUAUCACUUAACAAGUGACUCUUUCAAACAUAUAUAUCUUCACAAAACUAGAUCUUGAUUGAAUAUAUUUUUGUUCUAUCAUCAUAAUUUGAUGAUAUCUAUCAUAAUUUGAUUUUGAAUAUAUUUUCUUACCACAAUAUUUCCAACACUUGUUCAAAUUCCAAAAUUUCAAGUCAAUAUUUUUUUCGAGUAAUAUUCACAUGAAUAAAUUACAAUAUUUUCUCUUCAUUAAAGCUUCAAUUUAUCUCAAUUUUAUAAUUUUUACUCAUGACAUUAUUCUAUCAUCUGUGAUCUCUCAUUCUUCAAGUGUAAGUUACAUUCACCCUAAUUAUAUUCAAUACGAUUUUAUAAUACUUGCUGGCAUACUUCUAUAAUAAUUUAUCAGAAAUCUAGAUGGAUACUUGAAAAGUAAAUUUUUUCUGGGUUCUAUCCACGACCACUUUAACAAGAAGCUCAUGAUUCUCCUCUAUUAAUCUUCAUUAGAGAAUUAAUUAGUUAUUGUCUAAACCCUACUCUCAGUUUCCAUAAAAUUCUUCAGUAUUGUGUAGAUCCUUUUCCUAUAUAUUAUCAAUAGCAAAUUUUUCUUUUUCUUUCUCAAACAGAUUGCAUCUGAGCUAAGCAUCAAGUACUAGGCCAUUGAUAAUAGGCUGCUCGUAUUAUCCAUUAACUUAAACCUUUAUUCAGACUCAAUACCUAGUACGGUAACAUUGAAAACCCUAAAUUUUUUUGUAAUAGUUGUCUCCGGUGAUUCUGACUAUUGAACAUUAUCUUUACCAUACAAAUGUAAAUGCUACGAGAUACCUUUUGAAUGGCGAUAUUUUACAGUUAUCCAUUCCAGGUGAAGAAAUUUGAACAUAUAAGUAACACUUGACUGUACAUAUACCAUGAAAUGUAAUAAUUUCUUUAUUUUUAGCGUGUAAGUUUCAUAACCAAUAUGUUAAUUUAUUUCUGCCACUGUACAAUAUAAUUACAUCACAUUAAUAAGUCAGUAGUUGAUACGGAAUUGUUUAAUGAAAUAGCAGGUUACCAUUUAUGUGUGUGUUAGUGUGUGCAAAUGAAAUGAACAUAUUAUAUAUUGUUUGUACAAGUACAAGAGUGUCAGUACUUUUGUUGACUCUUAGAAAAUAAUUUGUAAGUUAAUAUUAUAUUUGUGUACGAAAUUGUAUAAAUUUUUGAAAAAUAUUUUAUUUGAUUCAAA
Nilaparvata lugens (brown planthopper) is the source of this 7884-nucleotide messenger RNA. It is a transcript of the gene cv-c, whose product is annotated as rho GTPase-activating protein 7. Gene Ontology annotation, molecular function: lipid binding; GTPase activator activity. The record is from RefSeq and is a predicted model, not a curated record. The transcript is spliced from 16 exons. The coding region runs from base 248 to 3025 and encodes 925 amino acids. Gene Ontology annotation, biological process: regulation of Rho protein signal transduction; actin cytoskeleton organization; signal transduction. NCBI's taxonomy places the organism in Eukaryota, Metazoa, Arthropoda, Insecta, Hemiptera, Delphacidae.